AUGGUGGAAACUAUUAUUCCAGAGGCCAUUUUUAUAGGUGCUAACAAACAAACCCAGGUUAGCGACCUGCACAAAGUUAAGAAAAUCGUCGCAUUCGGUGCAGGUAAAACUAUUGCGUUAUGGGAUCCCAUCGAACCAAACAACCAAGGGGUCUAUGCCACUUUGAAAGGCCAUGAAUCCGAAGUGACUUGUGUAAGAUUUAUCCCGGACUCAGAUUUUAUGAUAUCUGCAUCUGAGGAUCACCAUGUUAAAAUAUGGAAAUUCUCCGAUCAUUCGCACUUGCAAUGUAUUCAAACAAUUGAACAUUAUUCUAACACAAUUGUAGCCUUGAGCGCUUUACCAAACAUCGUUUCAGUCGGUUGUGCUGACGGUACUAUUACCAUAUGGAGACAGAAUACACUAAAUGACGAAUUCAGUCUCGCUCAUGAGUUCAUUAUAAAGAAGGGAUUCUUCUACCCGCUGUGCUUGUCAUUGUCAAAAGUUCAAGAAAACAAGUAUUUGCUUGCCAUUGGAGGUACUAAUGUUCAUGUUUUUAUUGCGUCUUUCAUCUUAAGUAAUGCGGGCAUUGAAAAGUGUCAAAUCGUUGCAGAGUUAGAGGGUCAUGAAGACUGGGUCAAGUCAUUGGCUUUCCGCCAUCAGGAGACACCGGGUGAUUAUUUAUUAUGUUCUGGGUCUCAAGAUCGUUAUAUCCGAUUGUGGAGAAUUAGGGUUAAUGAUUUAAUUGACGACUCUGAAGAAGAUCCGAAGAAAUUAACGCUAUUGAGCAAUAAACAGUACAAAUUUCAAAUUGAUGAUGAGUUGAGGCUAGGCAUAAAUUUCGAAGCUUUGAUUAUGGGCCAUGAUGAUUGGAUCUCAUCCCUUCAGUGGCACGAAACACGUUUACAGCUACUUGCUGCCACUGCUGAUACUUCAUUGAUGGUUUGGGAACCUGAUGAGACUUCGGGAAUUUGGGUAUGUGGUUUGCGGUUGGGUGAAAUAUCUUCGAAAGGUGCCUCAACUGCCACUGGCUCCUCUGGUGGUUUUUGGUCUUGUUUAUGGUUCACCUAUGAGGGAAUGGACUUCUACUUGACUAAUGGUAAAACUGGGUCUUGGAGGAUGUGGAGUACGAAGAAUAAUAUUAUUUGCGAUCAAAGGUUGGGCAUAUCUGGUGCCACGAAAGAUGUAACAGAUAUCGCUUGGUCUCCUAAUGGUGAAUACUUACUAGCUACUUCUCUGGACCAAACUACUAGACUUUUCGCCCCAUGGAUCUAUGAUGCUAGUGGGAAGAAAAGGAGAGUUCCUACCUGGCAUGAAUUUUCUAGACCACAAGUACAUGGUUAUGAUAUGAUUUGUGUUGAGCCAGUUUCGAAUACCAGGUUUGUAAGCGGUGGUGAUGAAAAAAUUUUGAGAUCAUUUGAUUUACCCAAAGGCGUAGCUGGAAUGUUACAGAGAUUUGUUGGUAUCCAAUUUGAGAGAGAAAGUGAAAUGCCUGAAUCAGCUACUGUUCCUGUGUUGGGUUUGUCCAACAAAGCAGGAGAUGAUGCAAAUGAAAAUGAUGAUGAUGAGGAGGAGGAAGAUAGCCAUAACAAAACACCCGAUAUUGUUGAUCCCCUAUCCUUGCUGGAAUGCCCACCAAUGGAGGAUCAAUUACAAAGACACUUAUUAUGGCCUGAAGUGGAAAAACUUUACGGACAUGGCUUUGAAAUAACAUGUCUUGAUAUUUCUCCAGAUCAGAGAUUGAUUGCCUCAGCGUGUAGGUCAAAUAAUGUUCAGAAUGCAGUUAUCAGAAUAUUUAGCACAGAAACUUGGUUAGAAAUAAAGCCUACUUUACCGUUCCACAGCCUGACGAUAACGAGGUUGAAAUUUUCGAAGGAUGGAAGAUUUCUGCUGAGUGUUUGUCGGGACAGAAAGUGGGCACUUUGGGAGAGAAAUAUGAAAGAUAACACAUUUGAAUUAAGAUACAAAAAUGAAAAACCACAUACAAGAAUUAUUUGGGAUGCAGAUUGGGCACCUUUAGAGUUUGGUGAUGUUUUUGUAACCGCAUCCAGAGAUAAGACUGUUAAGGUUUGGAGACACCAAAAGGACCCAAUUGAUGACUAUGUUAUGGAAGCAUCAAUUAAGCACACUAAACCAGUAACUGCUGUUUCCGUUCAUGAUACUAUUGUAGGAGACAAAAUUUUGAUAUCUGUGGGUCUUGAAAAUGGUGAAAUCUAUUUAUAUAGUUACAUUUUCGGUAAGUUCGAAUUAAUAACACAGCUAAAGGAGGAUAUAACACCGGCAGAUAAAGUUACAAGAUUAAGGUGGUCACAUUUAAAGAGAAACGGUAAGUUUUAUCUAGGUGUAGGAAGUAGUGAUUUGUCCACCCGUAUAUACUCUUUGGCAUAUGAAUAG
Saccharomyces mikatae IFO 1815 is the source of this 2370-nucleotide messenger RNA. RefSeq names its product Elongator subunit ELP2 (gene ELP2). Gene Ontology annotation, cellular component: elongator holoenzyme complex. NCBI's taxonomy places the organism in Eukaryota, Fungi, Ascomycota, Saccharomycetes, Saccharomycetales, Saccharomycetaceae. Gene Ontology annotation, molecular function: protein binding. The coding region runs from base 1 to 2370 and encodes 789 amino acids. The record is from RefSeq and is a predicted model, not a curated record. Gene Ontology annotation, biological process: tRNA wobble uridine modification. The transcript has a single exon.